Lacerta agilis (Sand lizard) is the source of this 5078-nucleotide messenger RNA. It is a transcript of the gene ARAP3, whose product is annotated as ArfGAP with RhoGAP domain, ankyrin repeat and PH domain 3. Gene Ontology annotation, biological process: signal transduction; positive regulation of GTPase activity. Gene Ontology annotation, molecular function: phosphatidylinositol-3,4,5-trisphosphate binding; GTPase activator activity. NCBI's taxonomy places the organism in Eukaryota, Metazoa, Chordata, Lepidosauria, Squamata, Lacertidae. The record is from RefSeq and is a predicted model, not a curated record. Bases 149 to 4474 code for a protein of 1441 amino acids. The transcript has 33 exons.
CUGGUCAAGCAAAAUGGGACUGUUGACCGUGGGAGAAUGCCAAGUCCCUGGGACAACUCUGCCUAGAUCAUCCUCCGCAGGGACUUGAUAACAGAUCAGGACCUGUUGAGGAGUCCAUCAGUCCCUACUGCGAGAGCAUGUUUGGGCAAUGGUGGCCUGCCCAGGAGCAGCAGGCAAAGAAAAGGAAAGGAAACAAGAACUACCUUUGUCUCGUAAACAUUCUAUGAGAAUCUUCUUCCAGGCUGCAGCAUCCCUUGAGUGGCAGGAAUACGAAGAGUUGCCAGAAUGUGCACCAAACCAGGGAGAAGAAAGGCCCGUGAGCAGAAACGCCAAGAUAGAAGAAAAGAGCCGGUCCACGCAGCCAGUCCGCCUUGCCCAGAAUGAGACCGAGGGAUACUCUUCGGUGGAGGCUCUGUGGGCCAAAGGCUCCCCAUUCAGACUCUCUGACCACCUGUAUCCUGAUGAAACUUCAGAGGACCUAACCAUCUCCCCUUAUGCCAGCUAUACCUCGCUGUCAGAGCGCUCAGUCACUGUGCUCAACGGCUGGCUGGACAAGCUGUCUCCACAGGGGAACUACGUCUUCCAGCGACGCUUUGUCAGAAUUGACGGGAAAAGUCUCAUGUAUUUCAACAAUGAGAAGGAGCCGUAUCCUAAAGGUUUGGUUCCCCUCUCUGUCAUUGACGUAGUGCGCUCCACAAAGGACAACAAAUUCCAGGUUGUCACGAAACACAGGAUCUUUGUCUUCAGAGCUGAAAGUGAGGCUCAGCGGAAUGAGUGGUGUAGCGCCUUGCAGCAGAGAGUGGCUGAGCAGCGGCUGCUGUGUCCCCGGCCGUGCCUCAGUGGCACCACUCGUCUCCAAAAAUAUGGCCACCUGGAGCUCAAAGGCUACAAAUCCAAGCUAUAUGUGGUGCUUGUCCUGGCUGAGAUGUGGCUGUACAAAAGUGAACAGUUCUUUAAAAUGGGCAUCGCCAUCUGCCUCAUUGAGAUGCAGGGCGCCACUAUCCGAGAAGCCAAAGGCCGCACCUUUGAGCUCAUCACCCCAUUCAAAAUCUUCAGUUUUGGAGCGGAGUCUGAGCGAGAGAAGAGGGAGUGGAUGGAGGCCCUGCAGAACUCCAUUGCUGAGACACUCUAUGACUAUGAGGUGGCUGAGAAGAUCUGGUCUAACAAAGCCAACAGGUUCUGUGCCGAUUGUCGCACCUUGAGCCCUGACUGGGCUUCCGUCAACUUGUGUGUGGUGAUCUGCAAGCAGUGUGCAGGUCAACACCGGAGCCUGGGCUCUAGCAUUUCAAAGGUGCAGAGUCUGAAGCUGGACACAAGCAUUUGGAGCAAUGAAAUGGUUCAGCUAUUCAUCAUGCUGGGGAACGAGCAAGUGAACAGGUUUUGGGCAGCGCACCUCCCGCCUUCAGAGGCCUUGCACCCCGAGGCCAGUGCUGAGCAGAGGCGAGACUUCAUCACUCGCAAGUACCGCUAUGGGCGCUACCGCAUGCCACACCCACAGUACAGCAGUCAGGAAAAUAUUUUGCAGGCUCUGUGUGUGGCUGUGUCUGGGCCUGGACUUCUGAAGAAAAUGUUGCAGUUCUUUGCAACCACCAAGGAAACUGAGGCGGGAGGUUGCGGGUUCGUUCCUAAAGCCAAGGCCUGGGGCAACAAUGGGCAGGACCAGCAAGGCAACUGCCCAGGCAAUGUCAGUGCGGAGGAACUGAGCUCAGAAGGAGUCUACAAUGAGAUUACACAAGCUGUGGCACACCGAGGCUACUUGUACAAGGCCCCAGUUGUGACAAAACUGGCUGCCACCAAGAAGAGCAGAGAGGACUUUCAGAGAGUCUGGUGCUCACUGGAGAAGUUUUUCCUCUUCUAUGAGACUGACAGGAGCUCCGAGUCUGUGGGGAAGAUAGAAAUGGCUGAUGUGAUUUCACUGGGUGUGAACAGAACAGAUGGGCUGGUUAGUCCUAUCUCCUCAGAAAGGUUCCACUUCACACUGGAACUGUAUCUGAGCGGCGAGCGAGUGCAGCAACUGGGGACUGAUGGGCCAGACAGUUUGCAGUCGUGGGCCAGUGCCCUUGGCAAGUGGUUCACCCCUCUCAGCUGCCACUGCCUGCUGGGCUACGAGUUCCAGAAGGUGGGCAGACUCUGCUACAAGUCAAUGUUGAAUCCCAAUCAGUGGCUGCAAGGUUUCUUCAUCCUCCAGAAAUCUCAUCUCUUCAUCUGCCCAGGAGAAGAGGGGGCAGCUGAGGACAGCAUCAACCUGCGGCAGCUUCAGGAGCUCAGUGUUGUUCCCCUUGCUGAUGAUCCAGAGAAGAAAGAGAUGCUGAUCCUGGUGGAGAUGGGGCGGACCUUCUGUCUUCAAGGAGCGUCGCGGGUGGACUUCUCUGCAUGGUGCGCAGCUAUUCAGGCUUCAGCAGGGGGGCAAGGGAACGCUCUGCGUGACCAGCAGCUCAGCAGGAGUGGCAUCCCCAUCAUCGUGAACAGCUGCAUUGCCUUCAUCACCCAGUAUGGGCUACAACAUGAAGGCAUUUAUCGGAAGAAUGGAGCCAAGUCUCGAAUCAAGACUUUGAUGGAGGAGUUCCGGCGGGAUGCUCGAAACGUCAAACUGCGCAUCAGUGACAAUUUCAUUGAGGAUGUGACAGACGUGCUGAAGAGGUUUUUCCGGGAGCUGGAGGACCCUGUUUUCACCACAUACCUGCACCCUCAGUGGAAGGAGGCGGCAGCAAUCUCCCAGAAGUCCCAAAGAUUGGAGCGAUACAAGGAGCUGAUAAGCCGAUUGCCCCGCCUCAAUGGCAGGACCCUGGCUGCUCUCAUUGGCCACCUGUACCGGGUUCAGAAAUGUGCCGACCUCAACCAGAUGACCACCAAAAACCUAGCUCUGCUCUUUGCACCCAGCCUCUUCCAAACGGAUGGAACGGGGGAACAUGAAGUCAAGGUGAUGGAGGAACUGAUUGACAACUAUGUUUCUAUCUUCAAUAUAGAGGAAGACCAGGUGUUGCAGAUGGACCUGGAGAACAGUUUGAUUACUACCUGGAGGGAUGUCCAGCUCUCACAGGCUGGUGAUAUCAUCCUUGAGGUUUACCUAGAGCAGAAGAACCCUGACUGCUGUGUCACACUUAAGGUGUCUCCCGUAAUGAGAGCAGAAGAGCUGUCCAAUCAGGUGCUGGAGAUGCGAAAUGUGGCGCCCAGCCUGGACAUCUGGCUUACCUUUGAAGUCUUAGAGAAUGGGGAACUAGAGCGCCCCCUGCAUCCCAAGGAGAAGGUCCUGGAGCAGGCCCUGCAGUGGUGUAAGCUGCCCAAACCCAGCUCUGCUUAUUUGCUGGUGAAGAAGGUUCCCAUCAGGGAAGGCAGCUGCCUCUUCACAGGUGCUAAACGCGAGGGCCCCAAAUGUGGUCUGCUGAAGUGCCGUGAGGAGUUGCCCAAACUCCUGGGGAACAAGUUUCAGGAGCGCUACUUUGUCAUCAGGGACCGCAAGUUGCUUUUACUGAAAGAGAAACGGAGUGCUAAGCCAGAGCGGGAAUGGAUGCUAGACGUGGCCAAGGUUUACAUGGGGAUUCGAAAAAAGCUGAAGCCCCCUUCACAGUGGGGUUUCACUCUGGUUCUAGAAAAGCAGCAACUGUAUUUAGCAUGCAUGGGGCAAUCCGACCUGUGGGACUGGACCACCAGCAUCCUGAAAGCCCAGCAUGACAGCAUCCGCCCGGUCAUUCUGCGUCGCCGCUCGUCUUCUGACCUAUCCAAGCAGAAGUUUGGCACCAUGCCCCUGAUCCCUCUACGCGGAGACAGCACCAAUCCCACCAUGCUCUCUGCUAACCAGACCUUGCACCGCCUGCACACACGAAGGACAUUGUCCAUGUUUUUUCCAAUGAAAAUGCAUCAGGAUUCACUAGAGGAGCAGCAGGAGACCGCUGAGUCUGAGCCUGUCUAUGAGGAAGUGGGAAACUUUGCCGACCUGGGCUUUCUGGAGCUCCAACAAUCCCUGCUGCCUCCCGUGGACCGAACCAAGAAGCCAGUUCCAUGCUCAGAGCAGGCAGUAUCCAGCUCACUGCCCCCCUGCCCAGCCCCCAGGGCAUCUGGAAUCAACUUGGCAAAAGGAUGCUGCUUUGAGAGGACCCUCAGGCUGGAGGAAGAGAAGGACCUCCUCCCAGACAGGCUCCCAGGACACAGUGUGGCCCCAAGUGCUGCUGUAGAGAGAAUGACCGAGUUGCCUCAAGGGCCGCCUGCCCCAGACUGGGAACAGGGGCAGUCAAUAGAGACACCUGCCUCCCCUCCAGAACCUCCAUUGGGAGAGGAGCCUCAAUCUGGUUCCCCCAGGAAGAAAAGCUUCCAGGCAGACUUGUCCACCAGUGACAAACUCAUGCAGGAGCUGAGUUCUGCCAUCCUCCGGAAGAACGAGUGCCAGGCACCUGCCACAGUGGGGAAGCAGAACUCCCGGGAUGGGGCCCAGGCUCAGCUGGAACCGUCACGGGAUCUGAGAACUGAGAUCCCUUAAACUGGAACUAGGCUCAGUGCAGUCCUGAGCACGACAUGAGUCGCGGGAGGCUGCUGCUCUGCAUCACGUCUCUGCCUGUGAUGGGUAGAACCAAAUACCCUGCCUGGAAGUGUUGCAUUAAGAAAUCCUCUCCUCCUCUCGAACUAUUUUAUCCUUAGAGUUCCCAGUCAUUUCUAGAGAGGAAGCGUGUUGGAAAGCAAGAUGGGUUGAGAUUUACUAAGGCAAGGGUGGUACCCCCCUCAGCUCCAGCUCAUAUCCACAUGCAGAAUGUGGUACUGCGUGCAGGAUUCAGGUUCCUGGGAACCCCAGCUUUCAUUUUUAAAACUUUCUAGUCCUCAUGCUAAGAUUAUACUCUUGCCUGCCUAUGUGCAAUGCCUGAAUGAAAUCAUAGAAGUCAAAUAGGUGGCUGAGUAUGUCCUGUGAUAAUCUGAACAUGUCUCAGACUUCAGCUGUUCAUGGUGCAAAAUUUGGAUGGCGUGGCCAUAUAUUUCUGUUUAGACAGGCCUGCACAGGAAAUAAAUGUUCUUGAAAAGGUAAGGAAAUCCUGAGCAGUUCCAGCAAUAGUCAUACUGCCAGUUGGAAUAAAUGAAUUUUGUGCAACACA